Metschnikowia bicuspidata var. bicuspidata NRRL YB-4993 is the source of this 2280-nucleotide messenger RNA. It is a transcript of the gene ALK2, whose product is annotated as Alk2p. The coding region runs from base 120 to 1811 and encodes 563 amino acids. The record is from RefSeq and is a predicted model, not a curated record. The transcript has a single exon. Gene Ontology annotation, molecular function: iron ion binding; heme binding; monooxygenase activity. NCBI's taxonomy places the organism in Eukaryota, Fungi, Ascomycota, Pichiomycetes, Serinales, Metschnikowiaceae.
CCAUUGUUGUUUCUGAAUCGAUGCUGCCCGCUACACCAAUUCUUCUUUUUUUUCCACCUGGCAGUUCCCAAAUCAAGGCCUAUAAAGUCGAUGUCUCAGCCUAGAAUUCCAUCAGAACUAUGCUUUCAGAAAUCCUUCUAAGCGUAUACACUGAAAUUCAAGGCCACCACCAGGCCCUUGUGUCUGUGGCUUUGUUGGUUUUUGUCGUGUACAAUUUAAUUGUCUAUCCAUUUUUUGUCUCCCCCCUAAGAUAUGUUCCAGGUCCGUACUUGCACAGAAUCUCCCGGAUUCCCUCGCUUCAAGCCCAGAGAAAAUUCCAAUGGGUCGGAAGAGUUCAUGAACUCCACAAAAGAUACGGGCCUGUUGUGAUUCUUACUCCAACUUCAGUCAAUUGCAAUGGAGACCCCAAUCACAUCCAAAACAUAUAUGUGAAGAACAUGCCCAAGGGGCAGUUUUAUGAGAGUUUUAGGUUUCAUGGUGAAGUCAACAUGUUUGCUGAGACCGAUAAUGCCAGACACCUAGCCUACAAGAAAAUUGUGCUGGGGCUAUACCUGAAAUCUGCCAUAUUCAACCCCAAAAACACGACCAGAGACAUUCUCGUUGGCAAGGUCCGGGAACUAGUACACCAAAUAUACAAGGCCUCAAUACUUGGUCAGCAACCGGACUCAGUUGCCACUGUUUCCCCUUCGGUAGGUUUGGCUCACGAGAAGGACAAAAAGUCGGGUGUUGGCAUCAACGUGCACUUACUAUUUGCAUCUUUAGCCAUGGAUGUUGUCGCAGCAUUUGAGCUUGGCAAAGAAAACGGAACUAGUCUCCUUCUGGAUUCCAAGCAGAGGCCGAUAGUGGACCAGCUCAGGAAAAUGUCGUCCAUGGUGUUCUGGACCACAAGAAUGCCACGGUUUUGGGCCUGGGCUGCCGGUUCUGCUAUUCGCAAUGCAUGCACCGAGAUCGAAAAUUGGCAGGUGGCUCUUUACGAACGUGCCGAGAAACACACUUCCCAAAAUGCUCCAGAAAGCAACCUCACCACACUAGAGACGUUCCGAAAAAGCGCACUCUCAACACUGAAGGCUUAUUCCAACAUAAGCGAUAAUCUCAUUGCGGGCCAUGAUACCACGUCCACACAGUUGACAUAUAUGUGCUACGAGCUUUCAAGACCGGUGCAUCAGAAAAUACAAGCCAGGCUUCGGGACGAGCUCAUCCAAGCAUUUGGAUCCCCGAGUACGAAGGAAGCAUACAUCGAAGAUUUGGAGCUCGUCGACCAGCUUCCAUUUUUGGAAGCCUUGAUGCAAGAGAAUCUCCGGGUGCAUUCUCCGCCCGGAUCCCACUACAGAGUUACAGACAAAUGUUACAGUGUGGACAUAAAAGGCAAAACCGUCUCUAUUCCACCCGGAACAGAGAUUUCGUGCCAGCCAUACCUGAUGCAUCGUGUGCCAGAAAUAUUUUCUGAUCCAGACAAUUGGUUGCCCGACAGAUGGUUGCAAACAAGCAGUGAGUCGGCCGACGAAUAUAAAGCCAGAGUCAAGGAAAUGCAACGUUACAUGAUGCCUUUUGGUCGAGGCGUGCGCAUGUGUCUUGGAAUGAACCUCGCUUUUAUUGAGAUCAAAUUGGCAUUGGCAAACAUAUACUGGCACUACGAGCUGGCGAUAUCCUCGGCUUGGUGUGACGUUACGCCCGCAGAGAAAAGCGGGGUCAUCAAACUUGGCAAGCCGUUGCCAGGACUGAAAGAUGACGAAAGUAUGAUGACAAUGGAGGAUGCGUACGUUUCACAUCCAUUUCACGAUGAGUGCUGGCUCGAGUGGAGAGAAUCGUGAUCGGUAUGAUCUGUUUAAACAAUGUUAUCAUCCUAAAACUCAGCAGCAACGAACGGCUUCUACGAACCACGGCUUGCCAAAGCUUUAAUACAGUGUAUUAAAAAUGUCACUAAACUGAUAUGUGGGUUUAUGUAGUUUGUGGCAUCCUCCGGCUACUAACGAUCAUUGAUUACUCUGAUUGCCUCAGUAUUUUUUCAUCAUGGAAGAUCAAUAAAGUUGUCGUUUUUCGACUAUGAAAGAUCAAUUCCAUUGAUGUUUCAUGGAUAAUGUUCCGAAUCUAUAGCAAAAUAUGCUCGCAUGGAGGCUUUGCGGUACCCAUUUAAAACGAAUUUCACAUCUCUUGGGCAUUUAGAAUUCGAAGGUUUAAGCGGAGUAGAUCUGAUCUUUUUUCAUAGAUCACCAGCUUGUUUUGAGCCAUGUGUACCUUAUUUAAAGAGUGCAACUUAGAUUUAUUCUGGGGUCGGAAUAU